UCGAGGAUCGAGGUGCUGAGUAGUGCCUGUUCUUGACAGGUCCCAGUGCCCGUCCCAGAGCAACCAGCAGGGUUUCCCCAGCCCUGUCUGGUUGAGGCAGCCAGGCACUGCGGGUGUUUGCAGCACUGAGGGUUAUGACACCAGCAACAGAGAGCAGCUGCCAAUCCUCAGCUCUCCCCAUGUGCUGCAGAGGCCAAAUAUGACCGCAGAGAUGGAUGGUAACUGUGCCAUCUGCCAGGACACCUGGGAUGACGUGGCUUCUGCUCUGCCCUGUGGCCACCUUUUCUGCCAGGUCUGCAUCCUGCAGUGGGCACAGAUAAAUCCUGUGUGCCCACUCUGCAGAAGAACAAUAGACACUGUCAGGUUUUCUGACAACACAGACAAGUCUCUGGAGAUUGUCAUCACAGCCCCUGAGCAGCUGCCAGCAGCCACGAGCCACGCAGGGAGAGCUCCCGGUGGCCAGGAUGAGAACAGCCCUCAUCCCCCUGUGCUGCCCCAUUCCUCUUCUCCUCAAGAGACACCACCCAGAGCUGUCGGCGGUGUCCUGCCUGAGGUCUGGGCACGACUUUUCCGUCGACAACGGGAACUUCUGGACCCUGUGCGGACUUGGCUGCGCCAAAGGACAGAGACCGUGUGUGGGGAGCUGUGGUGGCUGGCAGAGAGCUGCAUCCUGUACAUGCUCUGUGUGUAUGGGCCACACCAGGAGAUCAUGAUCGAGGGUUUGCGGAGUGUCCUGGAGGAGCACACAGUGCCACUGGUCCAGGACACCAUCGACAUCAUUGUGAGACACUGCAGCUCGGGGGCCCAGAGGCUGCUGCGCUCCAGUGCUGCUGCGGAUGAGAAUGACAGCCCAGCAGCCAGCAGCAGCUCCAGCUCCAGCUCCAGCUCCAGCUCCAGCUCCACAAUCCAGCCAGGAACACCCAGGCUGGAGGACUCUGAUGGGGUCCCCACGGGAGCUCCAGAGGAGCCCGAGCAAGAGGCACCACGGAGCCCUCGGCAAUCCAGCCAGGAACACCCGGGCAGGAGGACACUGAUGGCGGCUCCUGGCUGGGACAGGGGUCGUGGCCAUCUCCAGGCACCUUCUCACAGGGAUCCCCGCAGCCCCGGGCCCUGCCCACCCGCUCUGCCGCCAGCACAAAGGCUUCAGCACAACCACCAAAGGCCGAGGGGCUUCUGGCCAUUUUCCCUGGAACACUGCACGCCUGGGCAGCCUGAUGAGCACAAGCACCCUUCUCCCCCUCUUCCCCAAUGCCCUGCAGACCCUGGGCAGCAAAAGAAAGCUCCUGGGAGGCUGUCUAUUGCAACACAUCCUAUAUUUCUAUAA
Molecule: messenger RNA, 1324 nt
Organism: Ficedula albicollis (Collared flycatcher)
Lineage: Eukaryota; Metazoa; Chordata; Aves; Passeriformes; Muscicapidae
Exons: 3
Coding region: 200-1324 (374 amino acids)
Source: RefSeq, a predicted model, not a curated record